This is a messenger RNA of Fimicolochytrium jonesii, 1732 nucleotides long. RefSeq lists its product as uncharacterized. Bases 492 to 1373 code for a protein of 293 amino acids. Lineage: Eukaryota; Fungi; Chytridiomycota; Chytridiomycetes; Spizellomycetales; Powellomycetaceae. The transcript has a single exon. The record is from RefSeq and is a predicted model, not a curated record.
ACCCACCCACACCCCUGGUUCACCACGCUCUCCAGCUGCACACUCCCGUAAUCCGGGUCCAGGCACACCGUCUUCGUCCCCUUGACCACCACAUGGCGUUGGUCCGUCGCGCAUCUGGGGCACAGGUAGGUGUUGUAAGCGGGGACGUAGAAGGCGGAUGGGGCCGUGAGUGUGGGCGGGAGGGCGGAGCAGAUGACGCAGCGGCGGGCGAGGUAGGUGAAGAGGAGGCGGUAGGGGGCCCCGGUGGGUUUGUCGAGUGCGGGUGGGGGGGUGGUGUGGUCGUCGUAGCCGGUUAUGUAUGGCGGGGGGCUGAAGGGGAGGGGUUGGAGGGACGGGUGGGUGGUGAAGUAGGCGCUGGUUGUGGACCGCCAUUUUUGGCGUGGGUAGGUUGAGUAAAACAGGUGAUGCCAGAAGGCUGCGUCGGUGGAUGAUGUUAGGCGGUGGAAGCUUUUACAGACCAGUGGCAAGACAUCGAGUGCCAUGUUGGUCGGAUGAUAUUGCUCGAAGAGAGGAAGCGAGUACGACGGGCUGAACAGCGCAGGCUCAUUGGCAUACCAGGAAUCAUUAUCAUAGUCGAUAUUCUCCGGGUUGUCCCAGUCCGGGCAGCUAUCAGACUCAUCGUAGUCGGAGUAGUACUCGGGGUCUUCUGGGUCAUUUUCGUGGUCCUCCGGAUUCGACUCGCUUUCGAUAUCAUCUUCGCUCUCUUCGUCUCCGUUCCCGGCGUCGGACUUGGCCCUGUCGGCCUCUUGUCGUUGACGUGCGGCUUCCUCCUUUUGCCGUUCGGCUUCCCGUGCGCGUACUUCCGCAUGAGUGCACGGGAAGUUCCCCGACGUCUUCUCUCCUACGGGACCCCAGAACGGGAUCCUGAACGGCUCCCCGCCCAGAUGCAGGUUCGCGUUGACCAACCGAUACCGCCCAUCAUGCGUCGCAGCGAGGACCAAGAUGUACUGCAAGAUCUCAUCCGGCAACGCCAACAUCCUCGCCGCCCCACUCCCACCCUCCACCCUCGCCCGCCUCUCCUCCCUAAUCCUCCUCCUAUUCUCCCACACCCUCCUCAACAUCUCCCCCUCCACCCUCCGCUUCUCAUCAACCAUCCCCUGCAACAUCCCCGUCCACACCUCCACCAUCCCCCUCAACUCCCCCUCGUCGCUGACAUCAUGGUACGUCCGCGGCAUGAACCACACGCUCGGGGUCGGCCACAGCGCCGCAAAAUGCGUCGGCAGCGGGUCCCAGCAGUCCAGAUGGAAAUGCACGCCGCUCCCCGCCGCUCCACAUGCGGAUGCCCAGUCCGGUGUGCCGCGCGCCUCGCGGAUGAUGUAGCGGCGGGCCACGGGAUCCGUGGGGCGGACGCGCCAGCGGGAGAUGAGCGGUGAGGAGCAUUUGUGGCAGUACAGGAACGAGUCUUCCGAGGGGUCGCAGUGCCAGUGGGUGAGGAUCGAGGGCGUGCUGUGCGGGUUGCGCGGGGGGAGGUCGGGAUGGGUGGGGGGGAUGGGGAUGUCGUCGUCGGAGCCGGAGGAGGGGUGGGCGUGCGACCCGUCGUCGGAGUAGCCGUCGCCUUCGUAGGGGAUGGGACCAUGAAACUCGGACAUGCUUUUUGGGUGAGGUCUGCUGGUGGUCUGGAUGCUGCUUCUGCUCUUUUGAAGGUUUCGGCUGCUCAGCAUCGUAAUACGCGUACGGCGACGACGGACAGUGUCGGUGGGUUUCGACAGCUUUCCAAGCCUUCUCCUUCUGC